Molecule: messenger RNA, 2490 nt
Organism: Orussus abietinus
Lineage: Eukaryota; Metazoa; Arthropoda; Insecta; Hymenoptera; Orussidae
Product: transketolase
Exons: 8
Coding region: 55-1923 (622 amino acids)
Molecular function (GO): transketolase activity; thiamine pyrophosphate binding
Source: RefSeq, a predicted model, not a curated record
CGGAGAGGUACUAUCCCGUCGCUCUUUUUUUUUUCCAUACGAAGAAUUGUCGAAAUGGUUCGCGAAGUGGAUGCCCAACAAUUAAAAGACCAGGCUAAUCGGUUGCGCAUACUUUGUAUCCAGGCAACCGAGGCUUCAAAGAGCGGACAUCCAACAUCAUGCUCGUCCAUGGCCGAGGUCAUGUCAGUUCUCUUCUUUCACACAAUGCGUUAUAAGGUUUCGACGCCCCGUGAUGCCAGUAGUGACAGAUUCGUUCUCAGCAAGGGUCAUGCAGCGCCAAUUCUUUACGCCGCAUGGGCGGAAGCUGGUUUAUUCCCAACAAACGAGUUACUGAACUUGCGGAAAUUUGGGAACGAUCUGGAAGGACAUCCCACGCCAAGACUGAACUUCGUCGACGUAGGAACGGGAUCGUUGGGUCAGGGCCUCUCUAAUGCUGCCGGCAUGGCAUACGUCGGAAAGUACUACGACAAGGCCAGCUACAGAGUAUACUGUCUGAUUGGUGAUGGCGAAUCGGCCGAGGGCUCAAUUUGGGAAGCACUUCACUUCUCCUCCAUCUACAAGUUGGACAACUUGUGCGUUGUUUUUGAUAUCAAUCGACUGGGUCAAAGCGAACCCACUUCUCUUCAACAUAAUAUGGAUAUUUAUCGUAAACGAGUAGAAGCAUUCGGCUUAAAUUCCAUAGUAGUCGAUGGCCACAGCGUCGAGGAGUUAGUUAAGGCCUUCCACGAAGCACAGCACACUAAAGGAAGACCGACAGCCAUUUUGGCAAAGACCUAUAAAGGAAAGAGUUUCCCAGAUAUUGAGAACCUGGAAAAUUGGCAUGGAAAGGCUUUGGGUAGCAAAGCUGACGAAGUAGUACAACAUUUGACGGCCAUGCUGAAGAACCCUGGCCCUCUUGCUUUGCGUCCUCAGAAGCCUCUAGUCGACGAUGCGCCAAUAGUGGACAUCACUCAUGUUAAAUUGGACACUCCACCGGCCUACAAAAUCGGCGAACAAGUUGCAACGCGUGCAGCCUAUGGAACCGCACUCGUAAAAAUAGCACGGAAUAAUUCGCGCGUGAUUGCGUUGGACGGCGAUACAAAGAAUUCAACCUUCUCGGAGAAGAUGAAGACAGUUGAUCCAAGCAGAUUCAUUGAGUGUUUCAUUGCCGAACAGAAUUUAGUCGGUGUUGCAAUUGGCGCCGCUUGUCGUGACCGCACAAUCCCCUUCGUUUCUGCAUUUGCCACAUUUUUCACACGUGCAUUUGACCAAAUUCGAAUGGGGGCAAUUUCGCAAACAAACAUAAAUUUCGUUGGGUCCCAUUGCGGUGUAUCCAUCGGUGAAGAUGGACCAUCUCAAAUGGGUCUGGAAGAUAUCGCGAUGUUCCGGUGCGUUCCUGGGUCUACAGUGUUCUACCCAAGUGAUGCCGUAUCAACGGAACGGGCUGUAGAACUUGCUGCAAAUACCAAGGGCAUCUGUUUCAUCCGUACCUCGCGUCCUAACAGUCCAGUUAUUUAUAAAAACGAUGAAACGUUUAUCAUAGGCAAGGCCAAGAUAGUUCGAUCCUCACCAAAGGAUCAAGUUCUCGUUAUUGGGGCUUGCGUUACUCUUCACGAAGCGGUGAAGGCUGCCGAUGAACUGGCCAAGACUGGAAUUCACGUGAGGAUUUUAGAUCCCUUUACGAUCAAACCCAUCGAUAGCGCAACGAUCAUUAAAAACGCCAAAGAAGCUGGCGGUAAAAUAGUAACCGUUGAAGAUCAUUAUCCCGAAGGUGGUAUCGGCGAAGCAGUGGCCUCGGCUGUUUCUGGAGAAAGAGAUAUCGUUGUUAAAAAAUUGGCAGUCAAGGAAGUCCCUCGUUCCGGACCUCCUGCGACGUUGCUCGAUGCCUUUGGUAUAAACGCGAAACAUAUCGUUAUGGCUGUGCAAGAAAUCUUAAAAGUUUAGAAAAAAAUCAUUGGCUCAUCCACACACAAAAUCGCAGGCGUGUGUAUGGGCAGAGCACACUCUAUUUCAUCAUGGAUAAAAUAAGUGCUGCCGAUCGUAAAGCCGCUGUAUAAUUUUCUCACGCGAGUUAAUCAGGAAAUAUUUACUGCCUUAUUUUUACUUUUCACAGGUACUUGUUGAAUUCUAUGAAUAUUUUCAUAGUUGGCGUAGACAAUGCACUGUUAUUUCAUUCCUACAAAUGAACUACACGAAUGUUAUACAUUUACUAUCGUUACCUCCGGUACGGAGAUGUUUCCAAUUUUUUGAUAACGCAAUUGAGAACUAUUUUCCGUUUAUCCGUGGUCACUUAGUGAAUUUUUGUUCUUAUCUUUACAAUUACUUUUACACGAGGUGUCGAAUAAUGGGAACUCCAUUCUGUGAUAUAUAAAAUCCGCUUGCCUGCAGUGUUAUCAUACACACCGCGGACAAUACAGAAAGCUAUCAUGGGCUCAAUUUCCAACACUUUUGCACUUAACAAAUAGUGAAUGGAAUGUUUAUAUCAGCAAAUAUAUAGAAUUUGCUACACUU